Molecule: messenger RNA, 3772 nt
Organism: Schistosoma intercalatum
Lineage: Eukaryota; Metazoa; Platyhelminthes; Trematoda; Strigeidida; Schistosomatidae
Source: the annotation of a GenBank genome assembly
GGUCAGAAUUCAUUUUCUACCAUGUAAAAUAGUAAUCAUAAGCACAUAAUAAAUUCUACACUUAUAAUAGGUCAUGAACAACAUUCCAUUAUAAAGAAAAAUAAAGAAACCAUCAUUGAAUGAUAAAUGAUGUAUAAUAUGAAGAAAAGAAAAAAUCAAUAUUCAAAAUUUUAUUUCGUAUAUUUACAAAAAUACAAUGGAAAACAACUAAAAUUUAUCUCGUAACUACAUAUAUAACUAAAAGUUGACAUCAUCAUCUUGAUCAUCAUCUUGAUCAUUAUCUUGAUCAUCAUCAUCAAUAAGAUAUUUCUUAAAAAGGAAAACAAUUUUGGGAUUAAUUUUAUCACUACGUGUUUUUUCUUAUUAAAAAAAAUUUUUUUUACUAUGUGGUUAAUCUAAGGAAGAGAAAAAUUAUGGGUUGCGUGAAUACAAAAUCAAUUUUAGAUAAAUCCAUUGAAGAAAUUGAAAAACCUGAAAUUUUAUUGAAAAUUGUAUUAAUAUUUUCACAGGCUGAUAAACAAACUCAAUUAAUGGUUGAUGCAGCUCAACAAUUAAAACAUAAUUGUACAUUGAUCAAUACAAUUAAACAGGGUACAACAACAAAGGAUAUAGAUAAGAUUAUUAAUGAAAAGCUUAUUGAUGUACAACAGAUUAUUGAUAUGGUUGUACUGGAUAUUCGUAAGCUGAAGCCGAACCGGUCUUUUAGUAUGUCCGGUACCAAAUCAUCACAAUCCCCAGAAAUUAAUAUCAGUAAUAAUAACAUUAGUUCAUCAUUGAGCAACUGGUGUAAACAACUUAGAAGUUAUUCACCGACAAAAGAUUCAGUUAUUGUAGGAUUAUUGAGUCGGAAAUGCUCUUCUGAUCAAAGAAAAAUACUCAUGAAUAAAGCUCUAAAAUCUGGUUGUAAUAAGUGUAUUUUUGAAGCAACAACUGUAGAUGAUUUUUGUGAAGAAUUAAAAAAUUUUGCUAAUAAUGAAUGGAAAUUAUUAAAUCAAUUAAGAAAUUUCAUUUGUACUAACAAUAUUACUACCAAUACAACAACAACAACUAGUACUAGUAGUAGUAGUACUACCACUACUACUUUUACCACAAAUAACAAUAAUAAUACAGUAACAACAAAAACAAUUAACAUUUUUACUACCCCUAAUAGUAAUGAAAACAUUGUAGAAUCUGAAAACAUUCAAUCAAAUACAGAAUUAAAUGAGAUUUUCCCAAAAGAUGAGUAUAGAUUUCAAAUGAAAUCAGAGACUAGACAGCCGACAAUUAAAGAGUCCGUAGAUAAUGAAAUAGCAUCAACGGAUGAACUGAAAGUCAAUGUUAUUGAUUCAGUCACUGUGCUACAUGAGCAAGGAAAGAAAUUUAGAGAAUUUAUCUCCGUACGAAAAACUAGAAACUCAGAUACAAACAAUAUUGUUGGUUUAAGUGCGUUAUUACAUUCUAGAUGUCCGGACUUUUCGUCACCAAUGUGUAAAGUAAUUGGAAUUUUGAACUCUGCACGUGUUCGCAGUCCAUUACCAGUAGCAAAAGAUUUACAAAAAGCUAUUAAUUUAAUAUGUAGUUCAAAUGUAUUUGUUGAUCAAAUAAUGAAACCAUUAAGUCGAACAAAUGAUCCUAUCACAGCAGAUCUAAUUGAAGGUUUGAUUACUGGAUCAAACCUAGCUAGAGAACCAGAGAACUUACUCAAACUUCGAUCUUUGGCUAAAUCUCUAAAAGGAUCCGAAAAUGUUACAACAACACUGUCAACUUUACAAAAUAGUCCAGAAAUUGAAACUUGCCUAUCAAAUUUUGAUAAAUGGGACUUCAACAUAUUUGAUCUUGAACGGUUAACCAGUAAAAAACCUCUCACUUAUUUAGGCAUGAAGAUAUUGGACAGUUUCAAUGCUCUUAGUGUACUACGUGUACCUAGUCAAAUUUUAGUCGGUUGGUUAACAGUAAUUGAAGAACAUUAUCAUGUGGAUAAUCCAUACCAUAAUGCUACACAUGCAGGUGAUGUUCUACAAGCAUCAGCUUACUUUCUACAACAUAGUUUAAUAAGAUCAAUUUGCACAAAUAUCGAUGAAGUUGCUACACUUUUAGCCGCGAUAGUACAUGAUGUAGACCACCCGGGGAAAACAAAUCCAUUUCUUGUGAAUAGUAAUGAUCCAUUAGCUAUUCUAUACAAUGAUAUUGCUGUAUUAGAAAGUCAUCAUGCGGCUGUUUCAUUUGAAUUAACCCUCCGAUCACCUGACAUCAAUAUUUUUCAGAAUUUGACACGUGAAGAAUAUCGUACAAUACGUAGCUAUAUUGUUGAUAUGGUAUUAUCUACUGAAAUGGUACGACAUUUUGAUAUUGUUACAAAAUUUGUAAACACAUUAAGUAAACCAAUGCUUGCAAAGAAUCGUCACCAUGAUCGUUCAUCUGUCGGUAGUAUGAGUUCUAUGGAAUCGUGUUCUAUGGGAAUGACAAUGUCUCAUUCUACUUCACCAAGCCCUGGACAAGAACGUAUAUCUAGUACACUAGAAAACUUAUCAACUGCAGAAAAUAGAACAUUAAUUAAACGUUUAAUUAUUAAAUGUUCCGAUGUUAAUAAUCCUACAAGACCAUUAUCUAUAUGUAAAGAAUGGGCAACAAGAAUAGCGGAAGAAUACUUUUGUCAAACGGAAGAAGAGAAACGACGCAAUUUGCCUAUUGUUAUGCCAAAUUUUGAUCGACAAACUUGUAAUAUUUCUCAAUCACAGUUAUCAUUUAUUGAUUUCUUUUUAAAAGGAAUGUUUUCAGGAUUUGACUGUGUUUUUCCAAUCCCUGAACUAAUGAGUAAUCUAGAAAGUAAUACAGCUUAUUGGGCCAAUAAUAUUGAAAAAGAGAAAAAAACACAUGUAACUUAUCAAACAGAAACAAAAUCAAUAUCUGUUCACCAGGAUUAAACCUUAUUUUAUUUUAUUUUUUGUUUUUUGUUUUUGUUUGUUUUCGGUUUUAUAUUUAUUUUUCAAUACUUCACAUUUAUUUGUUCCUUUGUUACCAGGUUAGAAAUAAAUUAAUGUAAGCAUAUUAAAUAUACAUAUUAGGUCAUACACACAUACAUAGAUAUGCAUGUAUGCAUAUACAUCAAAUCUAUCUAUCUAUCUAUAUCUGUCCUAUUCUAUCCUUUCCUGUCCUAUCCUACUCUAUCCUAUCCUAUCCUGUCCUGUCCUAUCCUAUCUAUCCAUCAAUCAAUCAAUUAAUGAAUCCAUGUAUCUAUCACAUUGAUAUAGAAGAAAGAAUAAUCUAACAGAAUCAUAUCGGUUGUUUACUCAUCCACUAUUAAUAUUGUUGUGGUUAUUGUUUUUAAUUGGAUUCAAUUAGUCAGUUCCAACUGAAUACUCAUUCAUUAGUUAAUUCUGUACAAACUAUACACAGUGUACUUGAAAACGAAGAAAAACAAACAAACAAUAAAAUGGAAAAUAAACAAAACAGUCUAGAAUUUUUGUUGAAAAUUCUUCUGAGUAAUUUUUUUUCUAAAAAUUGUUCAUUCUUUUUUCUUUUCUUUUUUUCUUGUUUUUCUCUUUUUUUGGUUUUGUAUGAUAAAUAAUUGUUCAGUUGUUAAAUUCUUCGAAAUCGUUCAAUAGAAUCAUCAUCUAAUUCUAGAUCCAUCUUCAUGAUAUUCAUAUUGAUAUUGUCACUUGUCAUUCUAUUCAUUUUUAAUGACGUCUUUUUUGUUUUCUCUUUUUUUUAAUAAGAUGCCAAAUUAUGUUGAUAGAGAAGAUUUUGGUUGUUGUACAAGUAUGCUUAUAAUUACAUAAUGACAUCAUCACUA